Molecule: messenger RNA, 4830 nt
Organism: Plasmodium malariae
Lineage: Eukaryota; Apicomplexa; Aconoidasida; Haemosporida; Plasmodiidae
Product: alpha/beta hydrolase, putative
Exons: 2
Coding region: 1-4830 (1609 amino acids)
Molecular function (GO): hydrolase activity, acting on ester bonds
Source: RefSeq, a predicted model, not a curated record
AUGUAUGAUAAGAUCAUAGAAAAACUAAGUUUAGCUUCUGUCAAUUUGUUAUCAAAACUAGGUUAUGAAAAGAGAAAAAGGGAAUGUAAAUUAAAAAAUAGAAAGAAAUAUAAGAAGAAGAAUAGGAACUAUCCGUUAUUAUUAAGAAUUGAAGAUAAUGCUAAUAAGAAAGAAAAAACACUAUUUUUUCAUUAUAAUUAUAAAAAGAAACAACAAUCGUUUCUAUAUUUAUUUAAGAAAAAAAAAUAUCCCAAAAUUAAAUUUUUAUAUAAUGAUAUUAUUAAGACAUAUAAAAAUGAAAAAUUUUUAAGUGAUUUUUCCUUAGACCUUCUUCAUGAAUUAACCAAAAGGGAAAAUUGUACCAACUUUUUGAGGGCAAGUGAGGUGUACACGUUAUUAUUAAUCUUAAGUCAAGAAUUUUUAAAAAGAUUCAAUGACGAUAAGGUUGCUUCUGUUAUUACCAGUGAUGGCACCGCAGUUCCGGGUGAUGGUGCAUAUAUGUCUAAUGAAAGCAACGUGAAGAUAUUAAAAAUAAGUUGCUAUUUGCUUAAAUACUUAAUCACGAAUAAAGCGAAAAGUGAAAUGCUAGAUGACUCUUUUAUGUUGUUCUUUUUGAUAAAAUUGAAUUAUAUAGUUAACAAAAAAAAAGAUAUUGAAUAUAAAGACUUAAAGAAAAAUUAUCAUUUUUAUUUUUAUUUUUUGUUACUUUAUUACUAUCUCUUUGUUUAUAAUAAUAUGAAGAAAAUUGUUCUGUUGCCUCCAAAAAGGAUCUUUAAGUAUUCCUUCAGCAAAUUAAACGAAUUUGCAUUAGUUUAUAAAUACUUUGACUCUAUAAAAAACGAUAUACACAAUAUAAAUACCUAUGGAAUAUAUACACAUAAUAACAAUUUUGAUAAUAAUAUAAGCAAUAAAAACAAAAGCAAAAACAAAAACAAAUAUGUUAACAAGAAGAAAUAUACCGACUUUUUAAAAGAUAACUACAUAGUUAAUUUUAACUCCUUAAAAGAAAAGUGUAAUGUAUUUUUUAAAUUUAAUGAUAUUUCAAAUAUUCGUUUUUUAACAAGUAUGAGUAAGUUGAAUGUUUUGCACAUGGACUCGCACGAACAUAUUAUAAAACCCAAAUGUACACUUCUGAAUGAUUCGUUAAAUAGCUACGUGUUAUUUUUGUUGUCAGUAUUGUUUAAUUUAGAUAAUAAAAGUAGCACAGGGAAUUGCAUAGAAAUUAAGCACAUAAACGAUAAUGACGGGAUUAGCGGUAGCAGUAGUUACAAGAGUAGUAACACAAAUAGGAAAGAAGGUUGUUAUAGUAGUAGUGGUGGAGCAAAAGAAAACGAAAUAUUUUUACAUUCGUACUCGGAAAAAAAGAAGCGCACGAAAUCUCCGUGUAAUUUGUUGUUAAAAAACAUAAAUAACAAGAAAACAAAUAAGAUGAACAAAACAGUACUACUAACCGAGUUGACAUAUCAGUCGUUGGAUUAUGUAACGUUAAAUGAACACAUGUGCUACUUCAAUAAUAAGGGGAAGAAUAGUAAUGUUAGUAGUGUUGGCAGUGCCAGUGGUACCAUCAGCGGCAUUAGCACUGAUAAUAGUAGUAAUAAUAUGAUUGAAAAUUGUCUGAGCGAAAUAAUAAAAUAUAUUGAGAAAAGACGCAAGUUAGUAUAUGUGGGUAACACAAAGGACGUUGACAUGGUUUCACAAAAUAAUGAUAAUAAAAAAAAUGCAAGGAAUGAAGAAAAUAUAUUAUUUAAUAUAAUUAACAUAGACAAUAAAUUAAAAAGUAAGAAUAAUCUAAACUUAGAAAUUUUGUUGAAAAAAAUUAAUGACUUGAUGAAUAUUAUUCAGGAUCCGUCUAUAUAUAUAAAAAGUGGGCUUCACAUAAUACUAAGAAAUGUGUGUAUAAACAAGUUGAAUUCCUUAAAUCUGGAUCUUCUCUUUCUGAUAAAUUUAUACUCAAACAACAAUUUUAAAAAUAAGUUUUUUCACUAUGACCAAAGGUAUGUUGAGCCGAUCGACGUUCCACAGGGCAGAGAUAGCAGGGGAAGCGGUAACGCCAUUAGCAGCAAUAGUAGCGAUUACGUAGGACAAAAUAACAAAAAUACAGCGAAGAAGCAGAUAGAAAGGAAAGGGAGCGAAAAGGAGUACUUUAACAUUGAAAUGAAAAAGAAAUCGCAGGGUGUCACUAUGAAAAGACAAAGCAAUGAAAUAUAUAAUGAACUAUCUGUUAUUAUUAAAAUUUUUGCAAACAAUUUUUCAGUAAAGGAUUUAACGUAUAAUUGCUUUUCUGUUUUAUAUAGCAUGUAUAAAAAUAUAUUACAAAAUAUGCUCAGAAUAUCAUUUAAUUUUACUUAUUUUAUUAGUGCCGAAUUUUAUUUUUUUAAUGACAAUAUAAACUUUCUUUCUUUAAUGAAUUUAAAAAAGGAGCUAAUACCAAGUACUUUAUACUUUGACAGUGUAAGAGCAUUUACAAAUAUCAAAUCGCAUUAUAAGUAUUUUAUGCAUAUGAUAAUUCCAAAAAAAAAAAAAAAAAAAAAAAAAGGUAAGGAAAAAAAGCUAGCUAGGAAUAAUAAAUAUAUCUUGUUAACUAGCAUACAUGAUAAUGCGCCUGGAAGUGAUGAGGAUAAGGGAGUGAUAAAAAAUAAAAAUUCAAAAAGAAUAUAUAAAACAAAAAAAGUUAAAGAAGUUAUAAAAGUUAAAGAAGUUAUAAAAGUUAAAGAAGAUAUAAAAGUUAAAGAAGAUAGAGAAGUUAGAGAAAAUAAAGAAACUAAAGAAAUAAGAAAGGAAAAUCAAAUGAAUUACGCAGAAGGUACAGAGAAUCAGCAGAGUUGUAGGAAAUCAUUUGAUUCAUUUCUAGACAAACUAGACAACAUGCUAAUGGAUGAAACUAUACAGAAAAAAAUGAAUUACAAAGAAGUAUCGCUUGCAUCCUCUUAUACAGAAAAAAUGAAAAAAAAAGAAAAAAAAAUACUAUUAGAUGAGCACAUGUACAUGAUUAACAAAUUUAAUCAUCAUUUUUAUGAUGUACAUGACCGUCUUUUGCCUGUAUACAUUUACUCAAAAAAGUGCAAUAUACGCAGAAAUAAAAAAAGUAGGACUCAUAAACAUACCGAGGGUGAAAUUGGACAAAAAUGGGAAAUCAAUUCGGGAACAGAAAGGGAAAGGGGGGAAAAAAAGGAGAACAUGAGGGACGAAGAGAAGAAGAACAACAAAGAACAAAAGAAGAAGAUGGAAGUAGAUAUUGUGUUCGUACACGGGUUACGAGGAAGCGCUCAUCGUACAUGGAGAUUAGCAAACAUGUAUCAUGACGCCGAUAAUCGUCAUUUUUAUUAUAGGAAUAAUAUAAAAAAAUGCAGAAAAGGAGGAGGGAAAUUACUGCGUAAUGGUAGUGCACACGUAGGUGAUGGUAUAAACAAUGAUAAUGAUAACAAUAACGAUAACGGAAAGGACGAUGGCGGAUUCAGUAGUAUAAGCAGUAACAGUAGCACUACUGGUGUGUGGACGUUCCUUGAUAUUAAUAGCAAAGGAGAAGGAAGAAUGUCAAAAGAGGAGACGAGUAUUCAAUCGUUAAAGGGGAAAAAUGAACCGAACGAAAAAGGAGAUGAUCUACUAAAUAUUAAAAACGGUAGUGUCGAAAAUUUGAAAGAAAAAGAAAAUGUAAUUACGUUUGAUGAAUCAAGAAAACAAAUAAGACAAUGUAUAAAAAUACGUAAUAAUUUUCAUUUCAUAAUAAAAAAAAAUGUAAUUAAUAUACUAAUGUUAAAUUAUAAACAUAACCAAAAUAUCUUACCAUUAUAUGUUAAUACAAAAAUUAUAAAUAAAAACAUUUUUAAAUCUUUAUUUCUGCAUAAUAAAAAAUUAAAAAAUGACUUAGACCUUUAUAGCGAUUUGUUUUCUCAUCAACUGUGGCCUAUGUAUAUUUUAUACCCUCAUAAAAAAAAUAUUAAUAUUUUUAUUUUCAAUUAUCAUUCGCCUUUGUACCCGGAUUCUAAUUAUUAUAUGAAGGUUCACUACAAAGAGGGGAAACGCAUGAAGGAGGAGAAUGACAAGGAGGAUGUAACAAGCAACAAUUCAGUUUACAUGGAUAACAUCAAAAAGGAAAAUAAAGAGAAUGAGUCAAAUAAAGAAAAUAAAGACAAAAAAGAGAACACUAGUUAUAUGUAUUCCUAUUUAAACACAAUAAACUCUUUUUUUAGCAGAAAAGAGGAAGAUUAUGAACACUCCCUAAAUAAAGAAAAAUAUUUCUACACAGAUAGGAUGAAUUUGGAUGAACUAUCGAAUUUUCUUUUAAAGAAGUUAAAAAGUAUAAAUUUGGGUAAAAAAAAUGAUAUCAUAUUUAUAGCUCAUUCUAUGGGAGGACUAUUAACUCAAUAUGUAUUAUUAAAAGAUGAUAAAAUUUUAAAUAAAACAAAAUUUAUUUUUUUUUAUGCUUCUCCCCACUUUGGAUCACCACUAUCCUCCACAGCUCUUUUCUUUAAAACAUUUUUAUCUCCGUAUGUUUAUCAGCUGAAUGAUUAUGGUUCGUUAUUAAGUAACUUGCAGUAUUCUUUCAGGGAAAGAAUCAAAGAAAAAAAUGUAAAAGUCUAUUCUUUCUCCGAGUCGGAAAAGACUCCCUUGCCGCUUAUUGGUUUGAGCAAAAAAAAAAAAAACAAAAAAAAAAAUAAAUGGGUGUACACAAUGAUUGUGCCAAGCAUCAGCUCCUAUUUGCAUUACGCUGAUAUAUUUGUAAUUAUUAAGAAAUGCGACCAUUUGGAUAUUAGUAAGCUAAAUAGCGAAGAGGAUGUAAAGUAUUAUUAUUUAAAUAAAGCAAUAAAGGAAGUAAUGAAGGUUAACUAG